Messenger RNA from Numida meleagris (helmeted guineafowl), 2525 nucleotides. RefSeq names its product DExH-box helicase 58 (gene DHX58). The record is from RefSeq and is a predicted model, not a curated record. Gene Ontology annotation, molecular function: DNA binding; single-stranded RNA binding; ATP binding. The transcript is spliced from 12 exons. Gene Ontology annotation, biological process: positive regulation of interferon-beta production; innate immune response; response to virus. Bases 142 to 2166 code for a protein of 674 amino acids. Lineage: Eukaryota; Metazoa; Chordata; Aves; Galliformes; Numididae. Gene Ontology annotation, cellular component: cytoplasm.
GGCGGGAGCGCCGGGGGCUCGGUGCGGUGCGGUGCGGCCGGGGCUCCCCCUCCCAGCGCAGCUCGGCGCGGCGGGCGGCCCCGCUUUCGUUUCCCGACCUCCGUCCCUCCCGUGCUCCGUUCCCCAGCCCGGACCGCGGCGAUGGAGCUCUACCCGUAUCAGCUCGAGGCCGUGGCCCCGGCCCUGCAAGGUCGCAACAGCAUCGUGUGGCUGCCCACGGGCGCCGGCAAAACCCGCGCGGCCGUGCACGUCUGCAGGCGGCACCUGGAGGGGCGGCGGGGCGGCCGGGUGGCCGUGCUGGUCAACAAGGUGCACCUGGUGCAGCAGCACUUGGAGAAGGAGUUCCACGUCCUGCGCGAUGCCUUCGAAGUGACGGCCGUCAGCGGGGACAGCAGCCACAAGUGCUUCUUCGGGCAGCUGGCGAAGGGCAGCGACGUGGUCAUCUGCACGGCACAGAUCCUGCAGAACGCUCUGCUCAGCGGGGAGGAGGAGGCGCACGUGGAGCUGACGGAUUUCUCCCUGCUGGUGAUAGAUGAAUGCCACCACACUCACAAGGAAGCUGUCUACAACAAAAUCAUGCUGAGCUAUCUCCAGAAGAAGCUCAGUGGGCAGCGGGGCCUGCCGCAGAUCCUGGGCCUGACGGCAUCCCCCGGCACCGGGGGGGAAACUUCCUUCGAAGGGGCUGUGGAACACAUCCUGGAGAUCUGUGCCAACUUGGACACCGAGGUGAUCACAUCAGCACAGGAGCACGCGCAGCACCUGCAGAGCCGUGUGCCCCAGCCCAGGAAGCAGUACGACCUGUGUCAGGAGAGAGCGUGGGACCCCUUUGGCCAGCGGCUGAAGGAGAUCAUGGAGCGGAUCCAGGAGCACAUGGAGAUGCCCAGGCUGCCGCAGAACUUUGGCACGCAGGAUUAUGAGCAGCGCAUCGUGGAGCUGGAGAACAGAGCGGCAGAGAGUUUUUGUCGCAAGACGCGGGUGUGCGCGCUGCACCUGCGCAAGUACAAUGACGCCCUGCUGAUCAACGACGCCGUGCGCAUGACGGACGCCUUCCAGUGCCUGCAGCAGUUCUACGCUGAUGAGAGGGACAUGAAGGAUGGCACCGAGCGCUUCCUGGCCACCACCUUUGAGGAGAACAGGGCCACACUGCUGGCGCUGGCUGGAGACCAGCGCUACGAGAACCCCCGACUGAGAAAACUGGAGGAGAUCCUGCAGGAGCACUUCCAGCCCCUGGAGUCAUCCCGCGGCAUCAUCUUCACCAAGACCCGGCAGAGCGCACACAGCCUGCUCAGCUGGCUGCAGGGCACGGCCACGCUGCGUGGGCAGCACAUCAGGGCGGCCGUGCUCACCGGUACCGGCUACAGCAACCAGACCAAGGGCAUGACGCAGAACGAGCAGCAGGACGUGAUCGCACUGUUCCGCAGCGGAGAGCUCAACCUGCUCUUUUCCACCAGCGUGGCUGAGGAGGGCCUGGACAUCCCUGAGUGCAACAUCGUGGUGCGCUAUGGACUGAUGACCAACGAGAUUGCCAUGGUGCAGGCCCGGGGCCGUGCCCGUGCCCAGAACAGCGUGUACUCUGUCCUCGCCAAAGCCAACAGCCGGGAGGUGUCCCGGGAGCAGCUCAACGAGAACCUGGUGGAGCUCAUGGAGAGGGCCAUCAGGGCAGUGCAAGCCAUGCCCGAGCGGGAGUACCGCCUGAAGAUCAUGGAGUUGCAGCAAAAUGCUGUUUUAAGCUGGCGAGCGAAGGAAGCCAGAAACGGCGAGAGGCGGCAGCUGCACGACCCGGAUGAUGUUUACUUCCACUGUGUCAACUGCAAUGUGGCUGUGUGCCGCGGCAGCGACAUCCGCACGGUGGAGGCCAUGCACCACGUGAACAUCAACCCCAACUUCAGGAUUUAUUAUACAGUCUCAUCUGGGAAAAUACACUUUGAGCGGACUUUCAGGGACUGGGAACCCGGCUGCCGCAUUGUGUGCAGUGAGUGCAGGCAGGAGUGGGGAAUGGAGAUGAUCUACCGGAACGUGAAGUUACCCAUCCUCAGCAUCAAAAACUUCGUGGUGGUGACCCCGGAUGAGAAGAGGAAGUACAAGAAGUGGAGCAGGGUGACGUUCCCCAUCGAGGAGUUCAGCUACGUGGAGUACUGCUCCAGCACCCUGGACGAAUCCCUAUAGUGCCAGCUCGCUCAGGACCGCUCCCAGGCCACAUCCUGGGGCGGGGGGGACCUUUCCAUCACCCUUGUCAUAGGACGUCGCUUGAGGCCCGUGCAGGCGGGCUGCGCCUCGCUGCGCUCUGCAGAUGUGUCCCAGCACGUCUGUGCUUCGCUGCGCGCAGUCCUGCGGCACUGACUGCACAACGCUGAUAAAGGACACGCGGUCCCGGGGUGGGACAGCCCCCGUGCCCCCGCUGCCGGGCAGCGGCUCCCGUCCCUGCGGCGCAGGGAACCGACGGCCGCGCGGUGCGAUCCGGCGUGCGUCUGCUUUAUGAAGUCGGGCAUCCUGCGCUGUAAACGUGCGUGGUGGGUACCUGCAAA